AUGGCAUUUGAGAAAAAGGAUACCUUUAAUGUCCCUGAGAACAACCUCCAGAAUGGGGAAAAUCUCAUUCAGCAUGACAAGACACACAUUUGUCAGCAGUCUUUUGAGCACAGUGAGGAAACAGAAAGCGGGAAGAAAAUGUUCCUUAUGUGCGAGAAAGAUUAUACCAAAGACUCAUGUACUGAGCCACUUGGCAAAGUGGGAGAAACAAUUCAUGUUGAAAAGCAAAUAUUCCAAAACGAUCCUUGCUUUGGUAAAUAUCAGCAAACACAAUCAGGAGAGAAACUCCAAGAACAUUUCAGCAGUGAGAAAUCUCUUAUUUAUAGAUCUGAUCUUAAGGUAAAUGAGAUAACCCAAACAGCACAAAGUCACUAUAUAUGCUGGUACUGUGAUAACAUUUUUAGCAGUAAAUCUUGCAUUACCAUCAGACAGAGAAUUGACACAGGAGAAAAUUACUAUGUGUGCAAUGAAUGUGAAGACAUUUUUUACCAGAAGUCAGAACUCACAGGAGGUCAGAUCUUUCACACUACAGAGAAGCCAUAUGAAUGCAGUGAACUUGAAAAAGCCAUUUACCAGCAGUUAUCUCUCAUUGGACAUCAAAAAAUUGACACAGGGGAAAAACCUUAUGAAUGUCCUGGGUGUGGAAAAACAUUUUCUCGUAAGUCAAAUUUAAUCAUGCACUGGAGAACCCACACUGGGGAAAAACCUUAUGAAUGUGGUGAAUGUGGAAGAACCUUUGCCAAACAGUCAGGUCUCAUUAUACAUCAGAGAACCCACACUGGGGAAAAACCUUACAAAUGUACUGAGUGUGGAAAAGCGUUUAUCAGCCAGUCAGAUCUCAUUAGACAUCAGAGAAUCCACACAGGGGAAAAACCUUAUGAGUGUGUUGAAUGUGGAAAAGCUUUUUCUCAGAAAUCACAACUAAGCUUACAUCAGAGAAUCCACACAGGGGAAAAACCUUAUGAAUGCAGUGAGUGUGGAAAAGCCUUUAUAUGCCAGUCAGGUCUCACUAUACAUCAGAGAACACACACAGGGGAAAAACCUUAUGAAUGUGAUGAGUGUGGAAAGGCCUUCAACAACCAGUCAGGUCUCAUUAGACAUUGGAGAAGCCACACAGGGGAAAAACCUUAUGAGUGUAUUGAGUGUGAAAGAGCCUUUUCCAAUCAGGCAGAUCUCAUUAAACAUCACAGAACCCACACAGGGGAAAAACCUUAUGAAUGUAGUGAGUGUGGAAAAGCCUUUACCAACCAGUCAGGCCUCGCUAGACAUCAGAGAACCCACACUGGGGAAAAACCUUAUCAAUGUAGUGAGUGUCAAAAAGCCUUUGCCAGCCAGUCAGGUCUCAUUAGACAUCAGAAAGUCCACACCGAGAAAACCCUUAUGAAUAUAGUGAAUAUGUAAAGCAUUUUCUCAUAAGUGAAACCUAACCAUACAUCAGAAAAUCCACACUAGGGGAAAACUAUAAAUGUAC
Molecule: messenger RNA, 1471 nt
Organism: Ochotona princeps (American pika)
Lineage: Eukaryota; Metazoa; Chordata; Mammalia; Lagomorpha; Ochotonidae
Product: zinc finger protein 501-like
Exons: 1
Coding region: 1-1401 (466 amino acids)
Biological process (GO): regulation of transcription by RNA polymerase II
Molecular function (GO): DNA-binding transcription factor activity; RNA polymerase II cis-regulatory region sequence-specific DNA binding
Source: RefSeq, a predicted model, not a curated record